This is a messenger RNA of Westerdykella ornata, 4677 nucleotides long. RefSeq names its product SAICAR synthase-like protein. Gene Ontology annotation, cellular component: cytoplasm; nucleus. Gene Ontology annotation, molecular function: inositol hexakisphosphate kinase activity. Lineage: Eukaryota; Fungi; Ascomycota; Dothideomycetes; Pleosporales; Sporormiaceae. Gene Ontology annotation, biological process: phosphatidylinositol phosphate biosynthetic process; inositol phosphate biosynthetic process. The coding region runs from base 323 to 4189 and encodes 1288 amino acids. The record is from RefSeq and is a predicted model, not a curated record. The transcript has 2 exons.
UACAACACAGACUCUCUCAACACACCACCACCACUCCACCCAUCCGGCCAACGUGCACCGUUUGUAUGGUCCUCCGCCUCCCACCCACUCUCGUUCCCACUCGUCUCCAGUCCGCCCUGGGGCUGCCCGCUCCCCGUUUCCCCGCUGCUGCUCCGUCACUGCACGCCUCGCCCGGUAGGACGCUCCACAUCCCGACCCACGGCGCUGCCCUGGCCCUUGCCAGUGCUGCUGCUGCUGGCACUGCUGCUCGUCAGCUUCCGCAAUCAUAUCACCCACCCACUCGCACACGGGUCCCCUCAGCGCCCUGUCCAAUGUCGCUCCCAUGUCACCGCCCCCUCACGCCCCGAAUCGCUCCUCAUCCCCCGCAUCGCUGAGGACAAAUGCUUCCCACUCCUCGGCCAAUGCCGGUGUCCAGCCCUACCCUCUCGACUCCUCCCCUGAACCAGCUCCGAAAAGGCUCUCUCAGACGGGUCGCUCCAGGACCGCUCCCCUACCCCCGGAGCAAUGCUGGACUGCCGCUUCCGUCGACGGUCCUCAGCUCUCGGAUAGAGACAGCAUCUUUGCAACCACCUAUCGACCUUCUGACAGUCCAACUCCCUCGCCCCAGCUGUCCGCCCGCCACGACGACCCAAUUGACAAUGUGCCCAGUGACGAACUUGCGGGCAUGGCAACGCCAAAGGCUCCACCGGGGAGACUGAUGCAGGCACCUCCCCUCCGCCAGCACACCUCUUCACGGACCGUGACGCUGGAGGAGCACCAAGGCCUUCUUUCGACGCAUUUCAACUCCCAAAAACAAUUUGGCUCGCCACCCAGACCCUCACACAUCCGGCACAGUCCCCCUCCAUUCAUGAGUCCCGUUGACUCGCCCAUCCAACGACCCAUCACGCCUCACGACACCACCAAGAUACCCAAUUCACAGCAUCUCUUCAAUUCGCCGACGGACGAGCAAGAGCGUGCCAAGUACAGGUCAUGGAGGGAAGGCAAUGCCGAGUUUCCGCACAGUAACACCGUCACACACCAUACCCACACCCAUCAUCACGACCAUUCGCAUGUGGAUAAGAAGAUUGAGGCAACGCUCACAAAGGCUGAUCACCCCACCAGUGCCAGGAGCAGGAAAGCAAGCCAUUAUUUGCGCGUGUUCAAAGAGAAGGACGCUGCCGAGGAGAAGAAGAGAAGGGAAGAGCGGGCAAAAGGUCGCCAUCACGCGGAAACACUGCUGCAUACCGUACCAGAACAAGGCAUGGAUGGAUCGGAUAUCAAGAAGAGAAGCUAUGUGCUGUCCCGACCGGUGUCCCUCGUCCACUCGCCGCUCAAAGGUCCCGCAGAGUCGUAUUUUGAGCCCGUAUCCCCCUCAAAACACGGAGCAAGCAAGAGCUCUAUAGCAGCCGAUACGGAUGCGCGUGACCAUUUGGUGGAAGCUCCUCCGAAACGGCGGUUGCCUCUACAGCUUCUCGAGCAGAUCCGAAGCUUUGGCAAUCUAACUCCCGGCGCUGACGGAGCGACCUCUAGCCUGCCCGCAGCGGCGGCCGAGAAGUCGCAGAGAACCAGCACCGCAUCCAAUCCUAUUUCGAGCGCAGACUACUUCCAUUACAUUCCAGACGAGCGCCACGAUCAGUCCCCUGGAUCGGAGGAGGACGAGUCCGAGAAGGAACACAUCUCCUCGGCCCUAUACUUCCCCCACCGACAAUUGCAAUCUCCUGCCCAGACGCCGCGUGAGGAACGGGAAAAGGCGGAUUGGGAAGGCCUUGGUAAAUCCAAAUCAAUCGCGACAGGAGAAAAAGUAUCGCAAGGAUGGCCGACGGGGCAGCCUGUGAAAACGCCCGAAGAGGUAGAAAUUUCUCUACAGUCCCAAGAUACAAAUCAAUGCCUGCAUGGUGAUAUGCCACCGACUAGUCCCUUGCCCAAGGAAGAUGACCAAUCCCUGGUUACGUCCCCAGAACUCACAACAGCCGAAUAUGACUAUGAUUCGGUGGCUGAGUCCACACGUUCCGUUACGGGCGAUGAGUCUAGCGCAACUGAUGAUUUAGGCACCACUCCCACUGCGACCCCACGCAAGAAAGCCGCGAGGCCUCCGCUGACGACUCAGCCACCCGCUCCACUUGGUGCGGUGGAAUUGAAGCCGUAUGACCAUCAAGUGGGUGGCCACACAACCGUCUACCGCUUCUCGAGAAGGGCGGUGUGCAAACAGCUCAACAAUCGCGAGAAUGAAUUCUACGAGACGGUUGAACGCCACCAUCCAGAUCUGCUUGAGUUUCUGCCAAGGUACAUCGGUGUGCUCAAUGUAACGUACCGCAAGGCGCCCAAGCGGAAGAAGACCAAUCGAGACGAGGCAAAGGUUGACCAUGGUGCUUCCGAAGCACCGAACCACACCACUGCCGCCGCCAAGGUCGAAUCGAACGCUGCUGGCAAUGAGGAGAAGGGCAAAGACGGAGCUAGAAUGGUUAGUCGUUCCCAGCAAACCAUGCCCGUUCCUCAGGUCAUCUUCGAGAACAAUCGCCAUAUCAUUCCUGAAAACUUGUUUCGAUGCCCGCCCCGCUCCGUGACCCCCGAUCCGUGGACCGACAGCUCCAACCUGUAUCAAUACCAGCACAGAAAUCAGAGUGACGUGGGUGGUCUGGGUCGCGAGCAGAAGACUUCACGGCCGCGAGUCCAGCAGCAUAGCAGUUGGGGCGUAACGACCAUCAACACCAAAUUGCAAGAAGAGGUCCUGCGGCAGGUUUUUGCUCCUCCGCCGAUCCACCAUCGUCCUCGACAUGGGCAUCACCACCAUCAUCGUCCUAUACCCAGAAAGUUACGUUCGGAUUCCCAAGGCAUUGCUGGUUCUGCACCGUCUAUGAGAAGGAACAGUACCGAUAUUCCGGAGCUGCAUGCGCAGUUCGGUGAUGAAUCUCCUCGGAAGCAGGUACUUCGAGCCGAGGCGUACCGUCACUCGAGUGGCAUUAAGAAUGCCGAUGGGCAACCCACUUCUAGUAGCUUGACCAGUGUCGAGGAACUUCGUCCGCCACCUCCUGCUGUCCCGCGUCGUCGUCAUUCGGGUGGAGGGCUGACACGUAGGCCCUGUGGCGUGGAUUCCAACAGAAGGUCUAACCUGGAGUUCUAUGAGGAAGACGGCUACGGUGGUGAUGCAGAAGAGGAAGUUUUCGCUAUGGACGAUGACUGCAAGCCUGCACCGAAGCCCCACAAUGGGGUCAACGGCCAUACGCCAGCUGAGGCGAAGCCGGAGCUUGCGCCGCACCCUGAUAACACCUCGACAGGGAGGAUGCUUCCUGCCCCAGUAGCCCCCAGAUCCAAAUUGGCCGUGCCGGAAAGCCGUGAGCCGGUCAAUCCAAGGCAAGCUCAACAGCAACCGGACGAACGUGUACAGCAUUUCCUUCUCCUCGAGGAUCUCACCGCUGGCAUGGAAAAGCCUUGUGUGCUAGAUCUGAAGAUGGGGACACGUCAAUAUGGGGUCGAAGCCGACGAGAAGAAGCAACGGUCGCAGCGCCGCAAGUGCCAGAUGACGACUAGUCGCCAGCUGGGCGUCCGGAUCUGUGGCAUGCAGAUUUGGAACGUCAAGACGCAAAGCUACGUCUUUGAGGACAAAUAUUUCGGUCGCGAUCUCAAGGCGGGCAAGGAGUUUCAGGAUGCGCUCAAGCGCUUCUUCUUCGAUGGCGUAGGCUACCAGGCUGCCCUUCGACAUAUUCCCGUCAUACUCGAGAAGCUCAGCGCAUUGGAAAGCAUGAUCCGACAACUACCCGGCUAUCGGUUCUAUGCCAGCAGCCUCCUCAUGCUCUAUGACCGCGAAGGCCGCACGACCAAGGACAAUGACGCUGGCAACGGUAUUGUUAAGUCGAGCGUGGAAGACGCAUCUACCGGCUCGACGACACCGAUGGCUACUGCGAAGAAGUACCCGGAAAUCAAGCUCAAGAUUGUCGACUUCGCCAACUGCAUCACCGCGGAAGACGGAUUUCCUCCAAAUGUGUCGUGCCCUCCGCGCGACCCCGAGGGGGUUGACAAGGGAUAUUUGCGGGGUUUGAGGUCACUGCGCAUGUAUUUCCAGCGUAUCUGGCGGGACCUCAAUGAGAAGGAGUGGGUUGAGCGAGGAGAAGGCGAGGGAAUGUCUAUGGAUGAGAGGGGCCCCGGGCUGGGAGAAGUGGGGAAGGCGUGGAUCGAUGAUCCGGGAGUGGAUGACGGGGAUGUCAGUGUUUGAGGGGGAGGUGUGCGAUCACGAUCAUUGACAUGCGCAUAGUCUGCGGUGAGUGGCACGAGGUUCGUUGACUCUUACUUCAAACCGGGAAAGGAGGAUACUCAGGGGUAUACCACUUGGUUGUUUUGCAAAGCAUCAUCUUUUCUUUCCUUCUUCUACUCUGUCCAUGGUCAUGGUUUACGACGACACCUAGACUGCACGGCGAGCGUUGGUUUGGUUGGGCGUCUGGACGCUCUGCUUUGGUCGAACUUUUGAGAGACUGGCUGGCUUUUUUUUCCUUUUUCUCUUCUUCCUUUUAUCGCCGCCAUUGAUAUUCCAUUCCUUGUUCGUCCUUGUACGACCAUGUGGGUUCCGGUUGGGGUUUUUGGAUGGAUAGACGGGACUACCCAGUUUGGCGCAUAUAUAGCGCACAGGGCAUAGCGCAUAGCGUAGGGCGCAGUUUGCUGCUGGGGGGGUGGCUGUAGAAUGAGAAAUGAUAGCCCCAAGUUAAU